AUUCUUCACAUCUCUGCCAACAAAAACAACACCAUCUGUACUCUAACUGAUUCGACUGGAGCUACUCUGUGCUGGACUUCUGCUGGAACCUGUGGUCUUAAAAAGGCUGCUCGUGGAACAAGUGAUGCUGGUCACCAAGCAGUCUUGGCAUUAACAGAAAAGGUCGAAUCUAAAAACAUUACCAUGAGUAAUGGAAUCCAUUUACGAAUUGCUGGGUUUGGACCUGGUCGUGAACAGGCAUUUCGCGCUGUUCGUGCUGCUGGAUGGUCAAUUGUGCGUAUUUCUGACUAUACUUCAUAUCGCCAUGCUGGCUGUCGUCCUAGAAAAAAGAGACGUUUGUAA
Molecule: messenger RNA, 342 nt
Organism: Batrachochytrium dendrobatidis JAM81
Lineage: Eukaryota; Fungi; Chytridiomycota; Chytridiomycetes; Rhizophydiales
Exons: 1
Biological process (GO): mitochondrial translation
Cellular component (GO): ribosome; mitochondrial small ribosomal subunit
Molecular function (GO): structural constituent of ribosome
Source: RefSeq, a predicted model, not a curated record